CUUUUGGCGGGCAACUUAUUCGCACAAACCGCGUGCGCAUUAACCCCUGAGCCCUGAGCGCUCCCCGGGUUCAAUCCAGGUUUGCUACCUUGACUUCCUCAUAUCUGCCCUUUAUUCUCUCGAAAGUGCGUUCAAUAGGUCCGGGAUGGCCCUCAAGCUCGGGUCACUGCUGCCAGCGCUGCGAUACGCCGUAAUUGCGUCGAUAUGCUUCAAGCUGCUGCUGUUUCCUGCCUACACAUCCACAGACUUUGAGGUCCACCGAAACUGGCUGGCUAUUACACACUCGCUUCCUCUCAGCAAGUGGUAUUACGAGGAUCUCUCGGAAUGGACGCUCGACUAUCCCCCGUUCUUUGCAUAUUUCGAAUAUGCUCUUUCUCAGGUGGCCGCGUACGUUGAUCCCGGCAUGGUCGUCGUCCAAAACCUAAACUACCACAGCCCCGAGACCGUGUACUUCCAGCGGACAUCUGUCAUUGUCUCGGAAAUGGUCCUGGUGUAUGCUCUGCAGAGCUAUCUCACGUCGUUUCCGGAGAACACGCGGCAGACUGCGUAUGCAAUUGCAAUGUCGAUCUACUUCUCUCCUGGGUUUUUGAUCAUUGAUAGUAUACACUUCCAGUACAACGCCAUGCUCUUCGGAUUGCUUAUAUUCUCCAUCGUCAAGAUCAAGCAAGGGAAGCUGCUCAUGGGAGGCAUUCUCUUUGCCGUGUUGCUGUGCUUCAAACAUAUCUUUCUGUACCUGUCGCCGGCGUACUUUGUCUUUCUUUUGCGAGCAUAUUGCUUGGAUAUCAGCAACCUCAAACUAAGCAAGCCUUGGGCUGCUAUCCGACUAAGAAACUGCAUAUAUCUCGGAUCAUCAAUCAUUGCCGUUGCACUACUAGCUUUCGGCCCGUUCUUGUACAUGGGCCAACUGCCGCAGCUGCUGCAGCGCCUUUUCCCUUUCUCGCGCGGACUCUGCCAUGCGUACUGGGCGCCUAACGUCUGGGCUUUGUAUUCUGCUCUUGAUCGUACUCUGUUUAUGGUCUUUAAAAGAUUUCUGAACGAUCCGGUCUACGCGGAAGACAAGUCGAGUCUGACGCGCGGGCUUGUUGGCGUGACAUCGUUCAGUGUACUGCCUGAUGUACAACCGCGGGCUACUUUUAUGCUAACGCUGCUCAGUCAAAUACUGUCGCUGAUCCCCCUGCUAAUAACCCCCUCGUUUGAUAACUUCAUGAGCGCGCUCACGCUCUGCGGCUACGCGUCGUUUCUAUUCGGCUGGCAUGUACACGAAAAGGCGAUCCUGCUCGUCAUUAUCCCUUUCAGCUUCCUAUCUCUCAAAGACCGCAGGUAUCUCACGCCGUUCUACCUUCUGACCGUGUCGGGCUACAUCAGCCUGUUCCCGCUCAUCUUCACCUCCGCCGAGGCGUUCAUCAAGUACCUCUACACAUUCACGUGGAUUUUCGUCUUCUACAACGUCUUUGGCGGCCUUGCCCCGGUGCGGUUCCCGAAGCGCGUGUUUCUGCUCGAUCGGAUCGCAAGGGUGUUUUUGCUGGGGUUCAUCCCGCUGCUGCUGUUUGCCGGGCUGUACGAGCGGCUGCCGGUGCUGCGGAACUACGAGUUCCUGAAGCUGAUGAUGAUUAGCUCGUACUGCUCAGUAGGCAUCAUCGGCAGCUUCAUUGGCUUCAGCUGGCUUUAUUUUUUUGCAUAGUCGAUAGAAUCAAUUGUAAGAUACAAGAAAUAGUAACAAUCGCAAGAGUAGAAUAAUAUCGUGACUCAAUCACAAACCGCUGCAGUUAUGUGUGAUUGAC
This is a messenger RNA of Myxozyma melibiosi, 1781 nucleotides long. Its product is annotated as family 57 glycosyltransferase. The record is from RefSeq and is a predicted model, not a curated record. The transcript has 5 exons. The coding region runs from base 146 to 1681 and encodes 511 amino acids. Gene Ontology annotation, biological process: protein N-linked glycosylation. Gene Ontology annotation, molecular function: dolichyl pyrophosphate Glc1Man9GlcNAc2 alpha-1,3-glucosyltransferase activity. Lineage: Eukaryota; Fungi; Ascomycota; Lipomycetes; Lipomycetales; Lipomycetaceae. Gene Ontology annotation, cellular component: endoplasmic reticulum membrane.